This is a messenger RNA of Fusarium fujikuroi IMI 58289, 2109 nucleotides long. RefSeq names its product related to C2H2 transcription factor. Gene Ontology annotation, biological process: regulation of transcription by RNA polymerase II; DNA-templated transcription. The record is from RefSeq and is a predicted model, not a curated record. The transcript is spliced from 5 exons. Lineage: Eukaryota; Fungi; Ascomycota; Sordariomycetes; Hypocreales; Nectriaceae. Gene Ontology annotation, cellular component: chromatin. Gene Ontology annotation, molecular function: RNA polymerase II cis-regulatory region sequence-specific DNA binding; zinc ion binding; DNA-binding transcription factor activity, RNA polymerase II-specific. The coding region runs from base 1 to 2109 and encodes 702 amino acids.
AUGUCUGACAACGCAUCAUCGUCAGAGACCGGUUUUACAUGCUCCCGCUGUAACAAGACGUACAAGCGGCGAGAACACCUCCAGCGCCACGCUGCAUCCCACAGUAGCCUCCGACCUCACAGAUGUAGCUUUUGUGGCCAAUCAUAUCAACGGGCUGAUGUUCUCAAGCGACAUGCUCUAGCUUGUCAGACCAAAGUCAGGGCCGGGGAGGUAUCGUCAAGUAGCCGAAGAGCAUGCGACCUCUGUGUUCAGCAGAAGAAGGCCUGUAGCACUGGUCAGCCAUGCGAACAUUGCCGUCGGAAGUCGGCCCAAUGCAUUUACUCCUUCAGUAAUGGCCUAGCAACAGAAAGCAACUUGCCUGUAGGCCAUGAUGACAAGCAAUAUGCUGAAGAAGCCAGCCUACCGACGGUGGUAUUUGGAGAUGACGCGCUAUUCGAUUAUCUUGGCAACUGUACUUCAGUGACUGAUAUGCUCCAAGGAUCAGAUAGCAAUCAAGACUGGUUGGACUUUAUUAACCUCGCCGCUGGUCAUUUUCAGAUAAUGCCCACCAGUCCCCAAACGCACCUAGACAACUACACCUUUCACUUUCUCGACAACUUCACAAGAAAGUCUGGGCUGGUGGACUCAUUCGACUGCGGAACAUUUGAACAGCGAAUGGAAGUUGAAGCAAUUCACCGAUCAGGGGAGGGUUAUGUUAUACAAACCACUGAACCAGACGAGGUUGUACACCUCAAUAGCUCAUCGAUGGAUCAUCCCCACAUGCAACCAUUAGAUCUCCAGGACCCUCUCAUCAUCCAAACUCACCAAAUACUUCUAGAUAUCAAACAAGUCGUUACCGUCAAACCUCGAAACAGUGUCGUUGAGCUGGAAUGGUCGACUGUUCUAGAACAAACCUGCAUCCGAUUCUUUUCUCCGCAUAACUUACGGAAAUAUCUUGCACUGUUCUGGCAUAUAUGGCACCCAAACGUCAACUUUGUGCACCGCCCUACUUUUGACCCGGCGACCUCGAAGUCGAUCCUUGUAGCCUGCAUGGCAUUGAUAGGUGCAAGCGUAUCGCCAAGCAAGACUGAUAAUGAACAAGCCAAGAUCUGGUUCAAUUGUGUCGAGGAAAUUGUCUUUACGGAUGACGACUUUUGCAAUGAUCCUCUAAAUAACCAGGACACCCCGUUGCUGAACCCGGUUCAAAAUAUCUCGAAGAUCCAAGCUCUGCAGGCAGCAUAUAUGGUCUGCCUCUACCAGGGCUGGGAGGGAACAGAAGCUAACAAACGACGGAUCCGUCGAUACCGGUUCAGUACUGUAAUAUCUAUGGCAAGAGACUUCGGUAUUAUGUCUGCUAGGCACCCAGAUUACUCCAUGUGCCUAUAUGGCAGAUUUGAUUGGAGAGACUUUGCUGCACGAGAGCAACUUAUUCGCAUAUUUCUUUGGAUAUAUCUUCUCGAUCAUGCAUUUGUAAUCUUCAAUAAUCUACCCCCCAGGAUGGUUAUUAAAGAAAUGAGCAUGCACAUGGCAUUUCCUGAAGCAGCAUUCCAAGCCGGCACAUCAACAGAAUGCGCUCGAGAACUACAAAACUGGCACUUGAGAUCCACAUUGAUGAAAAACAUAACAUUUCGUGAGGUUGUCGAGAGAUUCUGUGGAAAGCCUUUCUCGAAUGACAUGCGACGACUGUUUGCUGACCUUGGCCCCCUCAACCUCUUCGCGGUUGUAUCAGCCUUCCAUGCACUGAUAUUCCAGCACCAAAAUUCCUUUGGUGGCCAUGAUCAACUGCAGGCAGUUCGCAACGCUCUCGACAAUUGGAAAUCAGCUUGGGAAACGUACUCAGAUGAAUUCUCAUUCUCACCGCCGCAUGUCAUGGUGGACAGACAAAACGUGGCAACGGAGAAUCUCUGGAGGAGAGUAGGCUUCAUGCGUCAUUCUCCAGAAUAUUGGCUCCUGGGGAAACUGCUCGUCGAUCGCCUUUCAACGUCAAGUGAUUCAUUGGGUAGCCCUGAGUCUACGGUGCCUGAUGUGAGCGGCUCAGCACACGAACCGAUUCUUACGAGAUAUGAUCAGACGAGUAUGCUUCAAGUGAAUGACUUGAUCACAGGGUUCCAGAAUGUACAUAUUCACUAG